AUGCCAAGGAAGCGGCGAUUGUACCAACUAACAAGGAUCACCGAGUUGGACACUACUCCAACCCGGUGUCCCGGCUCACCUGCCUUAUCAACUCAGCCCCCUGAUGGAGACAACGAAUCCUCACGCAGGGAGGAUAUCACAGAGACGGGAGAUGUAGAGGACUUUGACGACGGAAUAGACGACAGAGAUUUGUUUCAAUUUGCCGAGACUCGAAAAGCUUCCUCUUCGCCUAACAAUAGGAAUUUUCCGUGGUCCGAAACCAGUUCGGCUAUUCGUAGAAGCUCAUCUCCAUCUUCUUGUGGGCAGUCAAAGGAGAUUUUUGGCUACUCGGCAGCUGAUACUGCGCUUUCGAAUUCAACUCCUCAACCUGAGUGUUUGCCAUCACCUCAAGUUAGAAUCGAUCAACGGGCAGUGCUCGAGCAUCAGGAGCAGCUACCACCAUUCAUUGAUUUUUCAGAAACUGCCACCACUAUUUACCAGAGUUCGCCCUCAGCGACCAGUCGCAUUUCGAAAAAACAAGGUCACUCCCAACGUUUCGAUCAUCACUCUGCAGAAACAGAGAAUGAACAAGACGAAGCCAAAGGUCAAGAAAUAGACCUGGGCGAGGCUGCAUUACUGCAAACUCUGCCCGAAUCUGCGAAUCGCGCGAAGUUGCCCGCCAAUCCUGCACUUUUCCUAGAUUCCAGUAAAGAAUUGCAGGAGGUAGGCGGCGUCGGGCUUGUUGGCUCUCAAAUUGACUCCGGCAUUGCCCAUGUCGACUACUCCCCAUUGACACAGUUUGUUUCUCUCGAUGGUGCUUCUGAUCACCUGGACGGCAACGAUACGGAAAAUCCAGGCGAGAGCGUAUACAAGACUUCCAAACUCAAGAUAAAGCGAAAGCAGCGCUCGAAGACGCCACUGCAAUUCGACGAAGAGACUCAUCAAGUUAAACUAGUGCCUCAGAAGACUGUCCAAAAGAGUCACAAGCAAGGGGCAAAGUCCAACAUUAGCACUAACACAGCUUCGCGUGAUAAGCUUCAAGCCGAGCCGAGAAAAUCUAAUAAUUCAAAUUUCGAGGUGGAGGAAAACAGCCUUCCUCUCAAACAAGCCUAUCCUGCCAUGGCUGAUAAUUACUCAACAGAGCUGCAAGAUGUACAAACAUGCCUCAAUACCGUCCCAAACACUUCUAGUCCCAAAGGUUACGAAGAUGACAGGAUGGAUCAUGAUUUGGAGUGCCAAGGAAAAGAGGGGGAGCAAGAAACUCGGCCUUGCAUAGUACUUGAAACCCCAAGAAUUUCAACCGGGAUGGUUACGCAACAGACAGUCCAGAUAAGCGAUUCCCAAAAAAUCGGGGGCCAGAAUGGUUUCGUGGACCAGGACCCACAUGGUGAUCCUGAGCGCGAGAAGCUGCUGAAUGGUGUUCAAGUGGGGAACGAAUGCGUUCAGUCUGAGGUCAAGGAAGACACAGAUGCCACAAGUAAAUGCCUGACUGCCUCACCUCAUAAAGACGAUGAUUGCUUUCGCCCAGAACGUCCCGCAUUCGGUACUGAUUGCAGACAGGGGGACGAAGAACCUUUAGCGGUGCAGGCUAAUACCAGCUAUGACAGGAGCUAUUCGGCUGUCAAACGUUCUUCUCAGAGCUUCCAUGUCAAUGAAAGAGGGAGCCCAACGGUAAUACCACGACAAAAUCGUGAAAUUCGCACCCCCGGAGCUGGCGAAGGGCCCAGACUUCUAAGGAUGAAGCAGCAGCAGCAGCUUCCCUCCAUUCAUCCCGCAUUAUACGGAUGCCAAAGCUCGAGAUGCAAAAGUCCCGCCGGAAAUGGGGCCAGCAAUGAAGAGUCGGAACAGACGAAAUUUGUCCAGGAAGGUGAAAUAAGACGUUUGGACGACGAGCCAGUCAUGGUGCCCAUCCACCGACAAAAUGCGGCCCAUUUUUUCUUAUCCGAAGUGAGAAGAGAUUCCAAAAAGCGUCGAGUGACCAACGGUCAAUUCAAUCCGGAUGCUCUCACCCCUUCUGAAAGAGGUCGUCAGCAGGUCCAAGGACUUCUCAAUGUUGCAAUGGACCAUUUUGAGGCAAAGGGAAUAUCUGUCGUAAAAGUUGCCGAUACUUAUACCGCUGUUGGAAAGCGCUGCGUCGACAAAAUACAGUCGCGAUAUAUCAAAGAGCGCCACGCUAUGGUUGACGUGGCAAGGGAACACACCCAGAAGUUUCAGAAAACCGUUUCUGAUAGCAUUCAGCUCAUUGGGAAAAGAAGCGAACAAAGACGUCGCUCACUCACAGACUGGCGGCAUUCAAUUUCACGAAGGAAGACGUCGUACUUGCAAGCCAUUUCGGCGAUGAAAGACGCGCAUAAAGAGUUUGUUACACUGGGCGAGGGUGAGCAGAAGUAG
Molecule: messenger RNA, 2370 nt
Organism: Ustilaginoidea virens
Lineage: Eukaryota; Fungi; Ascomycota; Sordariomycetes; Hypocreales; Clavicipitaceae
Exons: 2
Coding region: 1-2370 (789 amino acids)
Source: RefSeq, a predicted model, not a curated record